AGUAUUUAGCAAUAACCAAAUUUUUCAAUUUCGGAUGUUAUGAAAACUACUACAUGUCAAUAAAGUAGAUAAACUCUAUAAGUAUCAAUCAAAUGGCUUACAACUUAAACGAAGACGAUAAUUAUGUGGAUGAUGAAAUUGAGGAGGAUAUUAUUCAUAACAGAAAUUGGUUUAAACAUUCUGAUGUAUGUUUGAAAAAGCUUGACAACCUAGAAAUGAAAGUUCAUAAUGUUCAUUUAGUCGAUCCUGGCCAAAUCAAAGCAACUAAUGUAAGACGAGGAAGUGCUUCCGAACUAGAUAAAGCUAGACAAAGUUUAGUAAAGAAGCUAGCAUGGGGCACUUCGUCUACUCUGAACGAUUUGUUAAAGAAGCAGAAAAAUGAUAGACCUUUUAGUGCAAAAACUUUUUUAAAAUCUCGUCCACCUAGUGGUAAGAAAAGACCGCAAAGCGCUUCCACAGCACCUCCUCCAAAAGAAAAGAUAAUGGGAGUUAAGGGGCAAGUUAGGGAACUUGCUGAGCGUCCACCUGAAGGUGCAAGGAUCUAUAAUGUGGCAACCGGUUACGUAGCAGUUCCUUUUACAGCUGAAGAAAUUUCUAGGAAAGAAAUAAAUGCAAUUCUAAAAAGAAUAUCAGAAGGACAUCAAUUAAAUAACGUAGAAAUAGAGAUAUUAUCCCAAGCUUAUAUAAAUACAACAGCCCCACCACCUUGCGAUCUUACUGGUGAAUUGAAAAAUGAAAUAUCUAAUAACGAUGAAACUAGAUAUUCUGAAGGUGUUGAUGAUAGCCAAAUAAAACGUCGUUUUGAACCAAUAAGUCUAACUUUACCUCGUGUUGAUUACGAUUCUGAAGAGGAGAUUGAAACAGCAAGGCUUGUUGAAGAGGCUUACAAAGCUGCAAAAGAACAACAAAGAAAGAAACUUUUAGCUAGAAAGAAUCAGAAUAAACCAACUGGAAUUGAAAAAGAAAUUAACAAAAUUAUCAAAGGUCACAGGAGUAUUGAGGACUGGAACGAAGCGGAAUUUGUCGAUUUAUCUCAUUGGGAAGAGGAAAAGCACUCGGAGAGGUCUGACUUGGGUUUAAUUUCUGAUUCUGGUGAAAGUUUAAUCGGUUUAGACGAAUUAGACACUAAAGAAGAACUCUUAGAGUCUAAAGGAGAUAAAGACAAAGAAGACAUAGAGGAGAAGCUCUCUAGAGAUAAAAAAGUUCACUUUGCUGACACAAAAACUCCUGUUAGAAGGGUACAAUCAGCUAAAAACCCUAAUACAAUGAAUUCUGAAAAGAAAAAUCUGCUGAAAUCGAAUAGGCCACAAUCAGCGUCUAAUAAAUUAAGCACUGUUCAAGUAGCUUAUUCAUCCGUAAAGGAGGAUGAAAAGCGAAAGAAUCUAGUCUUUAAAAGUAGAAAAUCUAGUAGAACAUCAAAAACUGAUAAUAAUGAUAUUGAAACAAUGAUAUCAAGAAUGAGCGUCAAUGAAAAUCCAACAAAAUCUGUAAAAACAUUAGAAUUCGAUGAAACAGGUGCUGUUGUUGAAAAUGUACAAAAAAUGGAGUUUAAUAAACUGGCACAAGCAGAAAACUUAAAAGAUACAACUGUGAGAAUGAAACCGGAAAGAGUUAACGUCAAGAAAGAAACUAAGCAGAAUCAGAAUUUUAAGGGUGAACUUACAGACGAAAAAAAGAUAAAACCUAAAAUGAAACAGUUGGUAAGAAGAUCGUUGAGUGCUGAUAGGAUUAAAUCUCCAGCUGCGGCUGAAAAGUCGACGUGUUCAUGUAUGAGAUGUGCUAGUACAGCGAGUAUGAAAAGUAUUCCAUUUAAUUUAAGUGCCAUAGAAGCAAAACGAGCUACAGAAGCUGCAAAAAAGAUGAGAGAAGAAACUCCGGUAGAGAAAAAAAAGGAAAGAGUCAAAUACGAACCUCCUAAACCAAAAGUAAAGAAAGAGAGAAUUGAAUACUCAACUGAUGAGAUUAUUGAUAUUUGGACUAAAAAAUUUGAUUUUGAGGUUCAAAGCGAAGCUAUUGCCGAGUGUCAAGAAAUGCAUGAUAAACUUAUAGAUAACAACGUUCCCAUAUCAUUUGAGACUUUAAAGAGAGGACUCUUACCACCAACUGAAUACGGAGGCUAUGGUACUACUUUAGUAGACGGACCUAGAUCUAGGAAGCGCACUCCUUUUCAAUCUUCCGCAGGGUUAUUAAGCCAUCCAAAAGUUUGGUUGCAAGACGAAUAUAAACAAUAUCCAAUUAACUUCACCUCUUUGAAUAAAUUAGGAAAGGUAAACACCGCUUUACGACGCCAACGUGCUUUGGAAGAAAAGCAAUUGAAAGCUGAUGAAAAACCACCCCGUCCUAAAUCCAAAAAAUCUCGUAAAUCAGCUAAAUGA
Messenger RNA from Dimorphilus gyrociliatus, 2375 nucleotides. The record is from the annotation of a GenBank genome assembly. NCBI's taxonomy places the organism in Eukaryota, Metazoa, Annelida, Polychaeta, Dinophilidae.